Molecule: messenger RNA, 1368 nt
Organism: Eruca vesicaria subsp. sativa (arugula)
Lineage: Eukaryota; Viridiplantae; Streptophyta; Magnoliopsida; Brassicales; Brassicaceae
Source: the annotation of a GenBank genome assembly
AUGAUCAAGACAAGACAGAAUCUCCUCUCUCCUUCACCACUUCCACGACCUAACCCUCCCAACACAAACUUUGAUCUAAACAGUGAGAUAAGUCCAAGCAUUCUCCUAAUAAUCAUAAUCCUCUCCAUCAUCUUCUUCAUCUCCGGUCUCCUCCACCUCCUAGUCAGAUUCCUCCUCACACCAUCAAACAGAGACAGAGAAGAUUACUUUGACAACGUCACUGCCCUCCAAGGCCAGCUUCAACAGCUUUUCCACCUCCAUGACUCAGGAGUAGACCAAUCCUUCAUCGACACGUUACCUGUUUUUCAUUACAACUCCAUCAUCGGUCUCAAGAACUACCCAUUUGAUUGCGCCGUGUGUCUCUGCGAGUUUGAAACAGAAGACAAGCUAAGGCUGUUGCCUAAAUGUAGCCACGCCUUUCAUGUUGAUUGUAUCGACACGUGGCUUCUCUCUCACUCGACUUGUCCCUUGUGUAGAUCAUGUCUCCUCUCUGAUCUAUCUCCUCAGCGAGAUCAUCGUCCUUCAUUUCUCCUCGUUCUUGAAUCGGGUAGUGAACAUAGCUCGAGAGAGAUUGCUUGUGUGGCUGACAAUGAUGUGCAUACUAAUGAUCAUUCAAGAUCCAGUUCUUUUGUUGGAAACAAUGAUAUUGGACCGACCCGGUUGGAUUCGGGUCGUGGAGACCAAUACCAAGAUGGUGAGUUGGGUGGUUCGGUUGUUCCUUUUGAAGUUAAGUUAGGUAAAUUUAGGAACAGUGAUAUUGAAGAAGGAAGUAAUAGUAACAAUAACAUUGGUAAUAGUAAUAGUAAUAGUAACAAUAACAUUGGUAAUAGUAGUAGUUUAGAUGAGAGGAGGUGUUUUUCAAUGGGGUCAUAUGAGUAUAUAAUGGAUGAAGAAACUGCACUUAAGGUUAAUGUUUCAACCAAGAAAGUACCAAGCAAGAAAGGUCGUUUGGCCGGCCAUAGGACGGCUAUGUCCGAAUGCGGGUUUGAUCCAUCAGGGAGGUUGAAAUUCAAUGGGAGCGGAUCGAUGAGGAUCGAGGAAGAGGCCACCGAGAAGAAUGUAGUUGGAAGGGAGAGUUUUUCGGUGUCGAAAAUUUGGUUAAGGGGUAAGAAGGAGAAGAAUAGUAAGGUUCAAGGGAAAGAGGAUGGUUCAUUGGUUUCAUCAUCUUCAGGAAGUGCAUUCUCUUUCGGGUUAUCGAACCAACGGAGUCAUCCUGAUGCCAAAAACGAAGGCGAAGAAGAGAAUCGAAAGGGCGAAAACGCGUCAUCUUUGGAGGUGAAAACACCAUCUUUUGCUAGGAGGACUAUGCUUUGGCUUGCAGGGAGACAAAACAAGGUUGUUCAUUCUUCUUCUCCAUCUAAUGUCUAG